GGCAACGAGUGGCAACAAAAGGGGAGCAGGAGGAGGAAGAGGAAGAGGCUCGGAAGCCUGAGCGAGGCUGCGCUCUUGUUCCUGCUGCUGCUCCCCUCGGCUGCAGGGUGGCUUUCUCCCGAGCCCGGAUUCAAGCUGUUAUGAAAACACAAAUAAGAAGGAUGUUUCACACACUAGGUAUUAAAAAUUAGGAAACCAAUUCACUGGAAUUUAUUGUACCAUGGAAGAAAUACCAGUGAGAGUUGCAGUAAGAGUCAGACCUCUUCUUUGCAAAGAAAUUCUUCAUAAUCAUCAAGUAUGUGUGAGACUGAUUCCGAAUACCCAGCAAAUUAUCAUUGGGAAAGAUCGCAUCUUCACUUUUGAUUUUGUGUUUGGCAAAAAUUCAACCCAAGAUGAAGUUUAUAGCACCUGUAUUAAACCUCUUGUUGCAUCAUUGAUUGAGGGAUAUAAUGCUACAGUUUUUGCCUAUGGACAGACUGGAUCUGGGAAGACAUACACCAUUGGAGGAGGCCACAUUGCAUCAGUUGCGGAGGAUAAAAAAGGUAUCAUUCCACGUGCCAUCCAAGACCUAGUUCAAAGCAUUUCUGAAAAUAGCAGCAUUGAUUUUAACAUAAAAGUAUCUUACAUAGAAGUCUAUAAGGAAGACCUCCGAGAUCUGCUAGAAUUGGAAACAUCAAUUAAAGAUUUACACAUCAGAGAAGAUGAAAAAGGAAACACAGUGAUUGUUGGUGCCAAAGAAUGUUCAGUGGAGAAUGCAGAUGAAGUGAUGAGCCUUUUGGAAAUGGGUAAUGCAGCUCGUCACACAGGUACAACGCAAAUGAAUGAGCACUCUAGUCGAUCUCAUGCUGUUUUCACAAUCAGCAUUAGCCAACAGGAUUUUUCACCAUGUCGGAAAAGUAUGGAAAUGGCUCAAGAUAUAUCUCAGCAAUCUGCUCGACAAAUUGUUUCAAAAUUCCACUUUGUGGAUCUGGCUGGGUCAGAAAGAGCAACUAAAACUGGGAAUACAGGUGAACGGUUCAAAGAGUCCAUUCAGAUCAACAGUGGGUUGCUGGCUUUAGGAAAUGUAAUAAGUGCUCUUGGAGACCCACGCAAGAAGGGCACACACAUCCCAUACAGGGAUGCUAAAAUUACCAGGAUCCUAAAAGACUCCCUGGGAGGCAAUGCGAAGACUGUGAUGAUAACAUGUAUCAGCCCGUCGUCCUCUGAUUUUGAUGAAUCUCUCAAUUCUCUCAAAUACGCUAACCGAGCAAGGAACAUCAGAAACAAACCUAUUGUAAACUACAACCCUGACUGGGACAGGAUGGAUGAGAUGGAAUUUGAGAUAAAACUGCUUCGAGAAGCUUUGCAGAGUCAACAAGCCAGUGCCCUGAGCCAGGCUACUCAGCUAUCCCAGGAUGUGAACAGAGAUAAGAGUCGGAUCCAUUCUCUUGAAGAGCAAGUAGCCCAGCUUCAAGGCGAGUGUUUUGGUUACCAAAAUUGUAUUGAAGAGGCCUUUACAUUCCUGGCUGACCUAAAAGACGUUGUUAAUUUAACACAAAGUCAGCAACACCGAUUACAAGAAUGGUUCAACAUGACCCAGGAGAUGAAGAAGGACAUUUCAAACCCAUUCAAAAGUAACCAAGGAAUGGGCCAUGUGCAAGAUGGACCACACCACAUUACAGUUCUCCAGCUGAAGAGGGAACUUAAAAAAUGCCAGUGUGCUCUAGCUGCUGAUGAAGUAGUAUUCAAUCAGAAGGAACUGGAAUUGAAGGAAUUACAGCAUCAAAUGCAAACGAUGACUCAGGAAAACAAAGAACAUUUGCUGUCUUUGAAAGAGGCACAAAAAGUGAAUAGAUUACAGAAUGAUAAAAUAGUGGAACAGCAACUUCUUGUUAAUCAACUCAAUGAAGAACUCAUGAAGCUUAACAUGUCCAUAGCCUCUGUAUCCAAGGGAACUUGUGGAGAUGGACCAGAUACCAAGAUAACAGAAAAGAGGCCAUACACUGUACCGCUUGAUAACAGUUUUGGACACUAUAUUUAUGUUCCAACAUGGCCAGAUGCCCGAAAGGUCCACACAAGCCCUCCUAUGUAUUCACUUGAUCGAGUGGUAGCUGGAUUUCGAACCCGAAGUCAGAUGCUAUUGGGUCACAUAGAAGAACAAGAUGAAGUCCUUCAUUGUGAGUUUUCUGAUAACAGUGAUGAAGAAGAUACAGAAAAUCAAGAGAAACCUGGAUAUCGAGCACCUAGAAAUCUUAGGUGGAUUCGAAAGCCAACCUCGAUUUGUUCUCUUCUGGACAUGAGUGAUGUUCCGAAUCAAAAACAACAGUCAAGUUUGCAGAGUGAAGGCCCACAACCUACAGAAAGUUUAUCAGGUGUAAAGGUUGAAUGUCUCCAGGAAAGUCAGGUAUUAAACUUACAAAAAUUGAAGAAUUCAGAACUCAGACUUACAGAAGCUAAGCAAAAAAUGAGAGAACUUACAAUCAAUAUCAAGAUGAAGGAAGAACUCAUUAAAGAAUUAAUUAAAACAGGUAAUGAUGCCAAGGCUGUAAGUAAGCAGUAUUCUCUGAGAGUAACAAAACUGGCACAUGAGGCAGAACAGGCCAAAGUGGAAUUGACUGAAACACAGAAGCAGCUGCAGGAGCUGGAAAACAAGGAUCUGAGGGAUGUUGCUUUGAAGCUGAGAUUGCAAAAGGAGUUCCGGAAAAAGAUGGAUGCAGCAAAACUGAAAGUACAGGUCUUGCAGAAGAAGCAACAGGAUACUAAGAAGCUGGCAUCAUUGUCUGCCCAAAAUGAGAAACAUGCCUCUGAACUUGAACAGAAUGUAGAUCACAUGAAAUAUCAACAAGCACAGCUGCAAAAGAGGCUUCGGGAAGAAAAUGAAAAAAAGAAGCAACUGGAUGCAGAGAUUAAGCGGGAUCAACAAAAAAUCAAAGAGCUUCAGUUAAGGACAGAGCAACAAGAAAAGAUGCUAAAAAUGAAAUCUGAGGAGUUUGAUGCAUUUAGGAGGAGAAAACAAAAGAGUCCAUUUGGAAAUAUAGACCAGCUCCAGAAACUGGAUGAACAAAAGAAGUGGUUAGAUGAAGAAGUGGAAAGAGUUCUCCAUCAACAUCAAGAAUUAGCUGAGCUGGAAGAGGACUUAAAGCAAAGAGAGGCAAUUGUUUCCAAGAAAGAAGCAUUGUUACAAGAGAAGAGCCACUUGGAAAACAAGAAGUUGCGAUCUAGUCAGGCUUUAAACAAAGAUAGUUUGAAAAUAUCAACUCGCCUGAACUUGUUGGACCAAGAGUUGACUAAUAAAAGCAUGCAGCUCCAGAGCAUUCCAGCUGAGGAGCAAAUAAAGAUUUCAGAAGAAGUCCAGGCUCUUCAGAAAGAAAAGGAUCAGCUACAAAGAAGAAGAAAUAGUAUCGAUGAGAAACUUAAAAAUGGUAGAGUGUUAUCCCCUGAAGAAGAACAUCUUCUUUUCCAGCUUGAAGAAGGGAUUGAAGCACUGGAAGCUGCAAUUGAUUACAAGAAUGAAAACAUCCAGAGUCGUCAGCAUUCACUUAGAGCCUCAUUCCAAAUCCUGACCCAGAGUGAGGCAAAUGUUAUGGAAAAGCUGAUUUGCUUGACUCCUGCUGAGAUCAGAGCUAUUCUUUACAAAUACUUCAACAAGGUGGUUAGUUUGCGAGAAGCCGAGCGUAAACUAAAGUUGGAAAAUGAAGAAAUUAAAAUGAAGGUUCAGGAACAAGACAACAUGAUUCGCGAGCUAGAAUCUGCAUUAGAGCACCUCACGCUGCAGAGUGACAGACAGCUAACAGUUCAACGGAAGGAGCAUGAGCAAAAGAUGCAGUUACUCCUGCAGUAUUUCAAAGAUCAAGAUGGAGAAGGUAUUGUGGAAAUUUCAAAGGCCUAUGAGGACAAAGUUCAGCUGCUAGAAAAAGAUCUUUAUUUCUAUAAGAAAACCAGCAGAGAACUAAAGAAGAAGCUUAAGGAGUUAGUAGAAACACCUCAAUGGCAACUAACUGGACAUAAUGAUGUUGGAGAUGGAAUCCUGUCUCAAGAGGAUGCAAAUGUCUUUCCAGAAGAAUUCAAGUGGGCAUCCAGGACUGAAAAUAUCAAACCCCUUGGAAAAGUAAAAGAAACAGAAAGCCCAGCAAGUAGCUUAAGAACACAACCAAAUCCACAUAAGUUUUGGGAAGAUGUUUCUGAAGUAACUCAGACAUCAGGCUCUUUGGCACAAAGUGGGCAUUUGUUAAGCAAUGAAGAUAAAACAGAAACCGAUGAAAAUCAGUUAACAAAAUCUCACACUCAACUGUUAUCUCAACCUAAGACAAUUGUAAAUGUGACACAGCUAGCAGGGGUGACUCCUGUAAAAUUAUGCCGCCGAGAGUUACGUCAGAUUUCUGCUUCAGAAUUGUCAUUACGGCGCUCCAAUCUUGGAGUUGGGGUUGGCUCAAUGGUUGCUGAUUCAAUUGAAGUUUCCAGGAAAUCCACUGACUUAAAGACUUAGACAUUUUUAUUUAGCAUAAGUAAUACUUUCUAUUUUUAAUAGAUGUCUAAAUGUCUUCCCUUUUUGUAUAAUAUUUUUAAAACAAGUUAAUAAGUUCUGUCUAUUGAAGAGGGGGGAAAACCACAUAGAUUCUUUCACAAUUCCCUAUAUCUUUUUAAUCUUAUUGCUUAAAGGCUCUGAAUUCACAUUUUCAUAGUAAUUUCACAAAACAGAGGGUUUGUUUUUCCUGUUUUAACAUGCAAAUAUUUCUUCUUAUUUAAAAUCUUUUCCCCUAAGGAUAUUCAUUUUUUCAGAAACUAAUCCACUAAAAUCUAGCCAAAGUGUAAUCUUUUUCAAAAGGUGUCCAGAAGGUAUUUGCUAGUCAAAGUGUAAUAUAGUUAAAAGGAGUUCAGAACAUAUUUCAAUUAAAUUAUUAUUGUCUGUUAUGGAUAAAGCUAAUAACUACUAUAUAUGAUAUAGAAGUUUGCAUCCAAAUGUAAUCUAGCCUUCCAGUUUGCAAUAUAGAUUUAAUAUAGACUUUAAUUAUUUUAGGGCACUUUGGGUGGAUUUCAGUUUGUGGCAUCCUAUUCCUUAUGUUUUAACCAUGUCUUGUAUUCUUUUCUUUUUCUUUUCUUUAAAUUGUUUUGUUGUCAUUUAUUAUGUUUAUACUAAAUGUGUUCCAUGCCUUUUCUUUCUCUGUGUAUUUCUUAUUUAUGCCAGUAGGGCACAGGAGAAAAAGAGACACAGGGAGCAGUAAAAGAUGCAAAAAUAUAUUCCAUGUAGCAGUAAGAUAAUAGCAAUAUAAUACACUAUGUGACAGUUGAAGGAAAAGAGCACUGGGUUAUGGUUAUAUGGUUUAAUUGCUUAGAGCAAUACUACAAUUUGUUGUUAGCUAGCAAAAGAUCAUUAAUAAAUCUAGGUCUAUCCUCCCUAAUCCUAGAAUUAAGGUCUUUUCCCCUGCCCCUGAAUCCACCCCUUAUUUGUAAAUUGGCAGAGUAGAUUGUAUUUGGGCACACACAGAUGUACAUCUGGGCUAUAAUAUGUGAAAGAGUGACAUUUCUGUUUAACAUUCUUUGAAGAUUUAAAGAAUUUUAUUCAAUGAAUUAUAUAUAAUGUAUACUUCAAAUUUAGAAUUAAGAGCUAGACACUGAUUUGCCUAUCAUACAGACUUGGCACUUUCUCAAUGCAUUUUAUGUUUCUCUGUAUUAAAUCAUAGGCCACAUCCCAGAAAAGUGAAAAUAUCAAAGGGGUGGUGUUUAAAUUACUUAAAUAUUGUGAAUUUUCAGUGGACUGAAUAUUAUUGUAUACCCACAAAAUGUUGAUUAGAAUGUAAUGAGCUUUAUUUUUAACUAAUAUUUUUGUUAUGAUGGUAUUAACUGUAAUGGGAUUUGACCUGUACUUUCAUUUAGGAAUGGUGAACAAAACUUAUUUUCAGCACUGUCCUCUUAUCUUUGCAAUAUCAAUGUUCUUAUUUUACUGCUUUUAAAAAGAUUCCAACUUUUCAGCAUUGAUAGAUUUGCAAGUUGUUGGUUUUCUAUGUAUUAUGUUCAUAUAAUUUAAAGACAUAUUCGUGACAUACUGAAUUAGUAAAACAAGAUAUGAACAAAUAUAGUGAGUCAGUACAUGGAAUUCUGCAUUAUUAUUACAUUAGUCUUAUUUGGAAAGCACCCAGCAAUUUAUAAAUAUCACUUUUCUUACAAACAACACUUCCAAACAGGACUUACCUGUUUCACAUUUACUCAAAUAUAGUUAACUACUUUCUUUUCUCACCAUCCUGGCCUCUGAGAGACCUGCCACUUCCUAGGUAUUGUUGCUACUAAAUAAUUUCUUUAUCUUCUUUUUUCCUUUCAUUGUCUCUGACCUAGUCCUAUUGCCACUACCAAGCCAGAGCCCACUACCCAAAAUUCAAAUUCACUCCUACCCUACUGUUGGCCUAGACUAACUCUUUGCAGCACAAGACCCUUGGGGAGUUUGUUCUAGUUCUUAUGCCAGCAGGUAUAAGAGGGGAAAAUGCUCUAUAUUACAUGUAGAAGGAACUAUAAAUGGAGUAAGUUUUCCUAUCAACACAACAUUCCAAAAGUACUAUUAAUAUAAUACUACAUACCUAGUUCAGCUAAGUUAUAGGUUUAGUACUAUAACCUCUUAUGGAUUUGCCUUCUAAUCUAAACACUCUAUAACAUAGUUUUUAUGAGAAAGUGUGGUUGGUCAGUUUCCUAUAAACACUACACAAAAAAAAUAAUGGAUUUUUGGAACACAACAUGUUUGUAAAUUGGACUGACUUCAGAUAUGCAAGUAUUAAGUUAUUCAUUCUCUUCUUUUGUUAGGAUAAAAGACUGAUGUCUUUAACAAUGGACAACAUUUAGUAAUGUCAUUAAUGAAGGCCUUUGCCAUUCAAUUGUGAAGGAUAAUUAAUUGCAAGAUUAAGUAAGACCCUAUUCCUUAACUGUAUAUUUGAAUAAAUUGUGGCUAGGAUGACUAUUCAUAAAUAAGGGAUGUAUAUAAGUUGAGAGCUUCCUGUGUUUUUUCAGUCCCUUCACUCAGAGUUUCUAAAGGUAGAUUAAUACUGCUUUUAAAGUGAAAGGUUUUCACAGCAGUGGUGGUUUAGUAGUCUAUAAGUAAGACACUAUCAGUACUUUAUAGUAUCCAUUAUUACUGAUUCUGUUUUAUUGAAAACUAGUAAGACCAAGUUAGCUUACUGCAAAGCAAUGGUGAUUAGAGUUCAUAAUAGAAAUAUUAAGAAUACCCUAAAAAGAAUAAUUUCACCCUGUCACUAUAUGUUAAACUUAUUAUACCUUUGAUAGAACUAAUUACUUAUGUACACAUUCUCCUUGAAGAGAUGUCACCAAAAAAGCAAAUGUAAGGUAAAUUGACAUAGAGCCAUAUAAAUGUAGUGAUUAACAUAUUUUUAAGAUUAACCCUGGGCAUUUUGAUGUAUUUAUGACUCCACUAUACAAUAGAAAGAAUAAGGUGUCUCCAAAUAAGCCAAGUAAAAUUUUCUUUAAAUCCAUUAAAAUGAAAUUCAACUUUAAAAAAUGUUUCCCUGACUCUAGGUUGCAGCUGUGUCACUAUUUCCCAUAUGUGUAAAUUCAAUUCAAUUUAACAAGCAUUUUAAUUGUCUAUUAAAUGCCAAACAGAUCCCAGGGAUAUAAAAAUGCAAAAUAAAGUCUGACCAUGGGGUAAAUAUAAA
Dromiciops gliroides (monito del monte) is the source of this 7631-nucleotide messenger RNA. RefSeq names its product kinesin family member 27 (gene KIF27). Gene Ontology annotation, molecular function: ATP binding; microtubule binding; microtubule motor activity. Lineage: Eukaryota; Metazoa; Chordata; Mammalia; Microbiotheria; Microbiotheriidae. Gene Ontology annotation, biological process: microtubule-based movement; mitotic spindle organization. The record is from RefSeq and is a predicted model, not a curated record.